Messenger RNA from Bombina bombina (fire-bellied toad), 2248 nucleotides. It is a transcript of the gene GPD2, whose product is annotated as glycerol-3-phosphate dehydrogenase 2. Lineage: Eukaryota; Metazoa; Chordata; Amphibia; Anura; Bombinatoridae. The record is from RefSeq and is a predicted model, not a curated record. Gene Ontology annotation, cellular component: mitochondrion; glycerol-3-phosphate dehydrogenase (FAD) complex. Gene Ontology annotation, biological process: glycerol-3-phosphate metabolic process. Gene Ontology annotation, molecular function: glycerol-3-phosphate dehydrogenase (quinone) activity; calcium ion binding.
AGCAGCAACUUCCGGGUUUGCCUUUGCAUCGUAUGGGGCCUGAGUGUUUUUUUUCUCCUAAGGGCUCUUCUCUGGUUGGGAUGAACAGGUGGUCAGCGGGUGCAGGGAGGGUUCACUUACCGGGGCUGAACAUUAUUUGAACAUUCUUCAUGAUCACUAAGCACACAGUGGGAACUGGCUGAAGAUAAACGUUAGCGCAGUGUUUUGUAUAUUGCUGCUUGACAACAUAGCAAAGAUAUUGCUACGAUAGUGCCUGCCCUUUACUAAAACAAUGGCUUUUCAAAGUGUCAUUAAAGGAACACUGCUUCUUGGAGGAGGCGCAGUUGCAACAGUUUUCGGUCUUUCCCAUUUGACAGAUAAGAGGAAAAAGACACACAUUACUUAUGUGCAAGCUGCAGAGCCGGCGAGGAUAGCAGUUCAAAAUGAGCUACCAUCUCGUGAAGCUCAGCUUCUGACGUUGGAAAACACCAAAGAAUUUGAUGUGUUGGUCAUAGGUGGAGGGGCUACUGGAUGCGGCUGUGCCCUGGAUGCUGUCACAAGAGGAUUGAAAACUUCCCUGAUUGAAAGAGAUGACUUCUCUUCAGGAACUAGCAGUAGAAGCACUAAAUUAAUCCAUGGUGGCGUGAGAUACCUACAAAAAGCCAUAAUGAAGCUUGAUAUUGAACAGUAUAAGCUGGUCAAGGAAGCUCUGCACGAACGUUCCAACUUGUUGGAAAUUGCUCCUCAUUUAUCUGGGCCUUUACCCAUAAUGCUGCCUGUUUACAAGUGGUGGCAGUUGCCUUAUUAUUGGAUUGGAAUUAAAGCCUAUGACCUUGUGGCUGGAAGUCAGUGCCUGAAGAGUAGUUAUGUCUUAAGCAAAUCCAAAGCUUUGGAGCUCUUCCCAAUGCUGCGGAAGGACAAGCUUGUUGGGGCUAUUGUCUACUUUGACGGACAACACAACGAUGCACGAAUGAACCUAGCCAUCGCCCUUACUGCUGCCAGGUAUGGUGCUGCCACAGCCAAUUACACUGAAGUGAUACGCUUGCUGAAGAAGACAGAUUUAGAAAGCGGGAAGGAGCGCGUCUGUGGUGCACGCUGCCGAGAUGUUCUAACAGGUAAAGAAUUUGAUGUCAAAGCAAAAUGCGUUAUCAAUGCAACCGGUCCUUUUACAGAUUCUGUACGCAAAAUGGAUGAUCAAAAGAUUUCAAAUAUCUGCCAACCAAGUGCGGGUGUGCAUAUUGUAAUGCCUGGAUAUUACAGCCCAGAUAACAUGGGAUUACUUGAUCCAGCCACCAGUGAUGGACGAGUGAUUUUUUUCUUGCCAUGGGAGAAGAUGACUAUUGCUGGAACUACUGACACUCCAACUGAGAUUACACAACAUCCUAUUCCUACCGAGGAAGAUAUUAAUUUUAUUUUAACAGAAGUACGCAACUACCUCAGCACGGAUGUCGAAGUACGAAGGGGAGAUGUGCUUGCAGCUUGGAGUGGCAUUCGUCCAUUGGUUACAAACCCAAAUUCCACAGACACUCAGUCCAUAUCUCGCAAUCAUGUUGUUGAUGUUGGGGAGAGUGGUCUUGUGACAAUAGCAGGGGGAAAAUGGACCACCUACCGUUCCAUGGCUGAGGACACAAUUGAUGCAGCAGUGAAAUCGCACAAUCUGAAUGCAGGGCCUUGCAGGACAGUAGGGCUUUUCCUUGAGGGGGGGAAGGACUGGUCCCCUACUCUGUACAUUCGUCUGGUUCAGGAUUAUGGACUUGAGAGUGAAGUUGCCCAGCACCUUGCUUCAACAUACGGUGACAAGGCCUUUGAAGUAGCAAAAUUAGCAAAAGUCACUGGACAAAGGUGGCCGAUCGUUGGAAAAAGACUUGUUUCUGAAUUUCCAUACAUAGAAGCAGAGGAAGAACUAGAAACUGCAAAGAAGUUUUUAUACUAUGAAAUGGGAUAUAAAGCUCGGUCUGAGCAACUAACUGAUCGUUCUGAAAUUAAUCUGUCACCUUCUGAUGUGGACAGGUAUAAAAAGAGAUUUCACAAGUUUGAUAAAGACAAGAAGGGAUUUAUCACCAUACUGGAUGUUCAGCGUGUAUUAGAGAGUAUUCAUGUUCAAAUGGAUUCCAAUAAUCUUCAUGAAAUCCUCAACGAAGUAGAUCUGAAUAAGAAUGGUCAAGUUGAGCUGAAUGAGUUUUUACAGGUUUGUAUUCAAUUUUGUCUGAUAUAUUUGCUGUAUUCCUGGAACUAUUACUAAUUUACACAACAAUGUAAGUGCAUUACC